AUGGACCCCAGUGUGCUUUCAGCGAUGGACCGGGACGCGCUCAAGAAACAGAUCGAGAACAUGCGGUACCAGUCCACAAUGGACCGAUGGCCGCUGUCCAGGAGCAUACAGGCAAUGAGAGAAUUUGUCGAAGAAAACGAAAAAACUGAUCCACUAAUCCAUGCACCAGACAAAAAGAAUAACCCUUGGGCGGAAAAAGGAAAGUGUGUAAUAAUGUGAACGAUUCAUCACACUAUUUUCGCCGUCACCGCCGCGUCACUCUGGCGGCUCUGGCUCCGGUCAAACUUACAUUUUCUUUACAUUUUAACGCAAUCAUUUAUUUUUUAUUUAAUGAAAAAUAUAAAAAAUAAUUGUAACAUUUCCAAU
Sipha flava (yellow sugarcane aphid) is the source of this 366-nucleotide messenger RNA. It is a transcript of the gene Ggamma30A, whose product is annotated as guanine nucleotide-binding protein subunit gamma-e. The transcript is spliced from 2 exons. Bases 1 to 219 code for a protein of 72 amino acids. Gene Ontology annotation, biological process: phospholipase C-activating G protein-coupled receptor signaling pathway; sensory perception of taste. The record is from RefSeq and is a predicted model, not a curated record. Lineage: Eukaryota; Metazoa; Arthropoda; Insecta; Hemiptera; Aphididae. Gene Ontology annotation, molecular function: G-protein beta-subunit binding. Gene Ontology annotation, cellular component: heterotrimeric G-protein complex.